AUGGAGGAGAAGCUAAUUGAAGCCGUACGUGUUCGCAAAGUACUGUAUGAUACAAGCCAUGAAGAUUAUUUGAAAACGAAGCUGAAAGCUGAGAAGUGGGAGGAAGUGGCCAAGGAAACGGACAUACGAAGUGGUGUUGAAGCGAAGGCGUUGUGGGAGAAAUUGAGACAUUCGCUGAGAGAUGCUCUCAGAAGACAGCAAAAAUCCAUGAAAAGUGGGGCACCGGCUGAAUCGGUUAAAGAAUGGAAAUUUCAAAAGCAGAUGGGUUUUCUACAACCAUAUAUGGCCAAUAAAGCACGAGAGGGGAACCUUAUCGAAUGCAAUGACGAUAGUGAAACAACACCACAAACUUUUGCCACUGAUAGUCCAACUGAUGUAGUCGACGAGGGUGAGGAAUCACUGAACAUGCAGCAGGGAAUCACAAGUGCUCGGGACGAUCUUCAGUCACGGGCACUUCCUGAAAUUUCACCCCCGCCAGAAGAACCGACAUCAGCAAAAAAAAUUAAGAAAGACACUAUUGCUGGAUUACUCAAACGAAGCAUUGAACAACAUGAAGAACGAAGAAAAUCGAGAUCAGAGGAAAGAAGAAAUCUGUUGGCACAAACGAGUGCUCCAAGUGAUCCUCUGUACCACUUCUUCAUGUCAAUGUACCAGAUGACCAGACGCAUGCCACCGUCAUCUCAAAAUGGUGAUGCGGACAUGCGUAGUAUUGGCCAAUUGCCUCGUGAGAUAACACCUGUGAAGAAACUUACAGUAACUUUUAAUCCUCGAAAUUCUAAAGGUAGCAAGGACAAAAUGUCGCCGGACACAGAUGAUUGA
Molecule: messenger RNA, 819 nt
Organism: Schistocerca nitens (vagrant locust)
Lineage: Eukaryota; Metazoa; Arthropoda; Insecta; Orthoptera; Acrididae
Exons: 3
Coding region: 1-819 (272 amino acids)
Biological process (GO): regulation of transcription by RNA polymerase II
Cellular component (GO): nucleus; transcription regulator complex
Source: RefSeq, a predicted model, not a curated record